Molecule: messenger RNA, 1803 nt
Organism: Penicillium lagena
Lineage: Eukaryota; Fungi; Ascomycota; Eurotiomycetes; Eurotiales; Aspergillaceae
Exons: 2
Coding region: 1-1803 (600 amino acids)
Source: RefSeq, a predicted model, not a curated record
AUGCCUCCCCGACUGCGCGGCGUGCUCGCAAAGAGCCUGUCGCGUCCACUAGACAGUGUCUUCUACUGUCCCUCCUGCGCGGCAUGGAGACGGCUGUCGACGCGUGCCGGCGUCAACAACCACGCCCGCGGUGAAAAGAGCAACCCUGCCCAUCGCCCACUGAAUCCCGCUGCAAUCCCUGCUCCUCGUCCUCUCUCAACAUCGACUGUCAUCGGCGUAGGCAAGGUUGUCCCGCCACGGUUUAAAGAGCUGUACGGUGCGCUGGAGGCGGUGCGUGAUGCGGCGAUCGAGCAAGUGAGCCUGAGUCGGCUACAGCUUGCGCUGCGCGGGUUGGAGUCCGAGACGCCUCUUAUUCGUGUUGCUGUUCUUGGUUUGGACAAUGCGGCUUCGGCACGGAGAUUAGUGCGAUUGCUGCUCGCUGACCCGUUACGACCGCGCGAGAGCUGGGAGGAUAUCCUCGAGACCAACGACGCUGAUACGUCACCGGGACUUUUGAUUCGGUAUGGGCCCUCUGUUUUUUUUUUUACUAUAGGCCAUUUUGCUGAUGGAUCGGUCAUCCUUGACAGUUACGGGGAAGUCUCGGAAUCUAUUUCGAAUGACCUGCUGCCGACGAUUGCGAUCCCAUCACCCAUCUUGAAACAAGGCAAUUUGGAGAUCUUGGUCAGUACGCUCGGCUCUGAAACGGAUUUUGCCGGCACCACCCUCACUGCAGACACCUUCCUCGUUCCCACUGUAACCAUCCAGACCUCGCAUUCUGGUCGGCAUAACGUUGUGCGGUACCCUGUGCAUCGGAGCAUUGUAUGUGGUAGCGGAGUGGAUGGACUACUGGCGUACAGUUCGCUGGUCGCCCAGUCAGACCUCAAGAACGAGGUGGCUUCUGUCCGCGGAGCGAUCGAGCUCCCCUUGGCAGAUAAGAAUCCAAGUAGGGACCGACUUUCAUUGGUGGAUAUCCACCGCGCAAGCAAAGCACUUGAUAAGUUCCGCGAGUCUGUGCAGAACGUCUCCGAAUACGAACGCGGAUGGAAUGGCAGCGGCGUGCAAACGGUGAUCGACUGGCUUGCCUCCUCGAAGGUCCAAAAGGAUGGCGCACUGAAUCCGGCUUUGGUGCCUCUCAUCGAAUCCCUUCUGGAUUCGGCUGACGAAGGCGUGCUAGCUCGAGAUGAGAAGGCCAUCAAGCAUCAGACCGCUGGUGUGGUUUCUGAUACGGUGCGUGCCAACCUGGAGCGUGGCAUUGCCGUCUGGGCUGAGCGGGCACAUUCAGAACUGCGCAGCUCCCUCGAGGCCGGUUUUGCCAGUCCGCGAUGGCGGGGUCUGGCCUGGUGGAAGCUCUUCUGGCGCGUUGAUGAUGUGAGCAUGAUCACCUCUGAGAUCCUGGAGAAGCGAUUCCUCCGCCGUUCCGAACACGAGGUCAUCUGGACUGCGGGUAAAUACCACCAGGCAGGUCUGCUGGCGGAACACCCACCCAUCUCACUCUCAGAGUCUGCACCCUCCAACAAUUCCAUUUCUUCCCCCUGGCCGACCCAGAUUCCAGACACCCGCGCCAAACUCCUCACAACCACCGUGCCAUCCCUCCAAGCUCUAGCACAAAGCCUGGUCCUUUUCAGCGUAUCCACGACGACGCUAACAUCCACCCUCUCUGCACUAACGUACGUCUCCAUCCCCUCCGCCUCCAUCUACGAAUCCUGCACCUUAGCAGCUGUGGGCCUCAUUUACUCGCUACGUCGUCAGCAGAAGAAAUGGGACGUCGCACGUGGGUUUUGGGAGGAUGAAGUCCGCGAAGAGAGGACGGUCAUCUCUACGUGA